AUGCUCCGAGAGGAGCGGUCGCGACUUUGGCCUCCAUCCGAGAGCCCAGCGAAGGGCGAGGCCACAAGCUCCCUCCAGCGGCCUCAAAGCAAGGAGGUGAUCUCCCGCGAGUUCAACCUGCGGUUGGGUGGCUGGUUUCCAGCUCUGAAAUGGCUGAUCAAGGAGUUCCGGCUGCGCAUUGGCUACGAGACACCCGAUGAGGAGGCCAUCCGACCCGAGACUGCUUCGGAACUGCAGCAUCGCCUCUCCAUGACAGGCUGGCAUCCGCUUUUGGAUCCGACAAUUUUCCCCUGGCCCGGACCCUACUGGUUCGCAACUUCCAUUGCUUUGCAGCAAGGCCAGGCUGCAGCCCCACACACUGAAAUAGACUUUUGA
Messenger RNA from Symbiodinium sp. CCMP2592, 375 nucleotides. NCBI's taxonomy places the organism in Eukaryota, Dinophyceae, Suessiales, Symbiodiniaceae. The record is from the annotation of a GenBank genome assembly.